AUGGGGAGGCUGACGCUCGCGGUGCCUCUCAUCCUGCUGGCUGCCGCACUGAUGCUCACCGAGGGCAAACAAUGUGUGUGCUCAGGAAAAUCUAAAUGUCACUGUGACGGAGUAAAAGGCAGCAGGGGGGAAAAAGGUUUCCGAGGACCUCCAGGUGACCCGGGGCUGCAGGGCCAUCAGGGACCAGAUGGUCCCGCUGGACCGACGGGACAAAAGGGAAACACCGGGCCGGCAGGACCGGGGGGACUGAAAGGCGAUCCGGGACCUCGAGGGAAAGAGGGAAGCGAAGGGAAUCACGGCUUACCGGGAGACCCUGGUUCUGGAUACGGCCCAAAAGGAGCAAAAGGAGACAAAGGGCUGCCGGGCCCAGAGGUGCUGUUGGAUUUCCUGGGCCACCUGGGCCUCCAGGUUACCCAUCCACUGAUCCAUAUGGUCGCAAAGGCUUUCCCGGGCCCAAAGGGGACCCUGGGGAGCCUGGGGAUGUUUAUACGGGACUUCCUGGUCCAGAUGGGGAUCCUGGUAAUCCAGGAGAUCCUGGUGAUCGAGGACCACCUGGACCUCCUGAAGACAGAAGUAUCUAACAGGGUCACCAAGGGUAUCCCAGGAAUGAAGGGGCAGAGGGGCCCCCCGGGGCCCGCAGGAAACCAAGGGAAUUUUGGAAUGAAAGCGUGCCGGCAGACAUCCUCAUGUCUUUACUUCAUGCAGGAGAGAAGGGGGAGCCCUGUACUAUAUGUGUUGGAACAGGACUCCCAGGACCGCCAGGACCACAAGGUCCCCGGGGUCCACCUGGAAGCCGAGGCCCUGUUUCAGGACCGGGUGAGAAAGGCGACCCUGGCUACCCCGGACAACCGGGUUUACCUGGAGUCCCUUAUCCAUUCCCGGGUUCAGAUGGAGACCAGGGUUUUCCAGGUGUCCCGGGGCCUCCGGGGAGACCAGGACCUGCUGGCUACCCGGGGCCAGGUGGAUUUGGAGCUCCUGGAUAUCCUGGAAGUAAAGGAAACGUUGGGGUGCCCGGCCUGCCGGGACAGCCUGGGAUUCCAGGACGGAACGGUUCUCCUGGUCCAAAGGGGGAGCCAGGUGUGCCGGGGUUUGGUACAACUGGACCUCCUGGGCUUCCUGGUGAGCCUGGUCUGCCUGGAUCUUCUGGACCAGGUUCACUCGGACCACCUGGGCCAAAGGGUAUUAAGGGGCAACAAGGAGUUCCUGGUCCACCAGGGCCGAGAGGAGAGCCAGGACCCUAUGGGAGACCAGGAUAUGGACAACAGGGACCGCCUGGAAACGCUGGGCCUCCGGGACCAAGAGGUGACUACGGUCCAGCCGGUCCUCCUGGAGAUCCUGGAAUCCGUGGACUUAAAGGACAGCGAGGAGCUGCUGGAGCGCCAGGAGGACCUGGACAAACAGGCUCUCCAGGACCCCCUGGAGCCCCUGGAGCCCCUGGACCCCAAGGUUUUCCAGGGAGAACCAGGGAGAGGCGACACUCACACCAUGAAGGGUCAGAAAGGAGAGCCUGGUUAUCAAGGCCCGCCGGGACCUCCGGGAAGCUUUGGGCGGAGAGGACCGCCAGGCUACCCAGGGCCCAAAGGUACAGAUGGCCCUCCAGGACCCAAAGGACUCCCAGGACCCAGUGGACCACCAGGUGCCUCGGGCCCGCAAGGUGCCAGAGGAUAUCCGGGUCCAAAAGGCAGCCAAGGCCAGGACGGGAUCCCGGGACCACCGGGCCAGAAAGGAGAAACCAGUAAGCCAAACACUGCUGAACAGUUCCUGAUCCUGUUUUUCCACAUGCUGCAGCCCUACCGCGUCAAUUCAGACAAGUCAGAUGUCCUCUUGGAGACCCCGGUCCUCCUGGCCUUCCUACUGGAGGAGCUCUUGGACCACCAGGAGACAAGGGGCUUCCUGGUCCACCGGGUGUACGUGGAAGAAGAGGACCACCGGGAGAGAGUCGAUGUUUUCCCGGGGAUAAGGGAGACCGAGGAUACCCUGGAAGUCCUGGCAGGACUGGAUAUCCUGGUCCACCCGGGGAUCCGGGACCUACAGUGGAUGGGUGUAAAGGAGACCAGGGGGAUCCAGGUCCCCCAGGAGGUCCAGGUUUUCGUGGGUCUCCAGGAAGUCCAGGCCCUCAAGGACCUCCUGGUUCAGGCUCGUCCCCUGGAGGCCCAGGACCAAGAGGUGAUCCAGGACCACCUGGAUACACAGGGCCCAUCGGUGAGCCAGGUGACCCCGGAUACAACCCAGGCCCUCCCGGUCCGCGUGGGCCCAGAGGUUUUCCUGGACCACCUGAGCAUCCUUUCCUCUCUGUGCUCCUUCAUAAAUCAUGUCCUUUUCACUGCAGGUCCAGAUGGCAGACCUGGAAAUCCAGGUCUCAAGGGUCUCCCUGGCUUGCCCGGCCGAGGUUCUGUAGCGUACGUGGAGAGCUUCCUGAUAGCCAGACACAGUCAGUCCAUCCACAUCCCCGACUGCCCCAGUGGAACCAGCUUCCUCUUCUCUGGCUACUCUUUUCUCUACAUCAAUGGGAAUAAGAAAACUCACGGUCAGGAUCUUGGGAGCGUGGGAAGCUGUCUCCCUCGUUUUACCACCAUUCCCUUUCUCUUCUGUGACACCGAAAAUACAUGCCGCUUUGCAUCUCGCAAUGACUUCUCCUACUGGCUGUCCACCGACGAGCCGAUGCCCGCCAACAUGACCGCCAUCAGAGGGGACAGACUGGCCUCCUACAUCAGCAGGUGUUCGGUGUGUGAAGCCAUCUCCAACGUCCUGGCCGUCCACAGCCAGACCACUCAGGUGCCAGACUGUCCUGCGGGCUGGGAGUCCCUGUGGACUGGAUACUCCUUUGUCAUGCAAACGGGUGUUGGAGCCCAAGGAUCCACUCAGCCUCUGGUGUCUCCUGGCUCGUGCCUGGAAAAUUUCCGCCAAGUGCCCUUCAUCGAGUGUCAGGACAAGGGGACGUGUAACUACUACCCGGAUUCGUACAGCUUCUGGCUGGCCUCCCUUGACUCCUCCAGCAUGUUCAGUAAGCCUGUUCCUCAGACGGUGAAGGGACCGUCUCUGCGGAGCAUCAUCAGCCGCUGUCGAGUCUGCAGGAAACCAAUUCCAGUUCACACCACAACUGGGCGUGGAGACACUUUCUAA
Molecule: messenger RNA, 3123 nt
Organism: Salarias fasciatus (jewelled blenny)
Lineage: Eukaryota; Metazoa; Chordata; Actinopteri; Blenniiformes; Blenniidae
Product: collagen alpha-5(IV) chain-like
Exons: 29
Coding region: 1-3123 (1040 amino acids)
Cellular component (GO): collagen trimer
Molecular function (GO): extracellular matrix structural constituent
Source: RefSeq, a predicted model, not a curated record